Messenger RNA from Talpa occidentalis (Iberian mole), 3600 nucleotides. It is a transcript of the gene CAPN6, whose product is annotated as calpain 6. The transcript is spliced from 13 exons. Lineage: Eukaryota; Metazoa; Chordata; Mammalia; Eulipotyphla; Talpidae. Gene Ontology annotation, biological process: proteolysis. Gene Ontology annotation, cellular component: cytoplasm. The record is from RefSeq and is a predicted model, not a curated record. Gene Ontology annotation, molecular function: calcium-dependent cysteine-type endopeptidase activity. Bases 165 to 2090 code for a protein of 641 amino acids.
GGUAUAGCCCAAAUAGUUUUCAGGUUAAGAAAGCCAGAAUCUUUGUUCAGCCGCACUGACUGGACAGACUCUGUGGGGGUUACCUGGCCAAGAGCAGCAGCUGCGGCAGCGGCAGUGGCAGCAAAAGCAAAACUCCUAGGAGAACUCAGACAUCGUUUGACAUUAUGGGUCCUCCUCUGAAGCUCUUUAAAAACCAGAAAUACCAGGAACUGAAGCAGGAAUGCAUCAAAGAUGGUAGACUUUUCUGUGACCCAACAUUUCUGCCUGAGAAUGAUUCACUUUUCUACAACCGACUGCUCCCAGGAAAGGUGGUGUGGAAGCGGCCCCAGGACAUCUGCGACGACCCUCGUCUGAUUGUGGGCAACAUCAGCAACCACCAGCUGAUCCAAGGGAGACUGGGACAUAAGCCAAUGGUCUCUGCAUUCUCCUGCUUGGCAGUUCAGGAGUCUCACUGGACAAAGACAAUUCCCAACCAUAAGGAACAGGAAUGGGACCCUCGAAAACUAGAUAAAUAUGCUGGAAUAUUUCGCUUCCGUUUCUGGCAUUUUGGAGAAUGGACCGAGGUGGUGAUUGAUGACUUGCUGCCCACCAUCAAUGGAGAUCUGGUUUUCUCCUUCUCCACAUCCAUGAACGAAUUUUGGAACGCUCUGUUGGAAAAAGCUUAUGCAAAGCUGCUUGGAUGUUAUGAGGCCCUUGAUGGUUUGACCACCACUGAUAUCAUUGUGGAUUUCACUGGCACGUUGGCUGAAACUGUUGACAUGCAGAAGGGAAGAUACACUGAGCUUGUUGAGGAGAAGUACAAGUUGUUUGGAGAACUGUACAAAACAUUUACCAAAGGAGGUCUGAUCUGUUGCUCCAUUGAGUCUCCCAAUCAGGAGGAACAAGAAGUUGAAACUGAUUGGGGUCUACUGAAGGGCCAUACCUACACCAUGACUGAUAUUCGCAAGAUCCGUCUUGGAGAGAGACUCGUGGAAGUGUUCAGUACUGAAAAGCUAUACAUGGUUCGCCUGAGGAACCCCUUGGGAAGACAGGAAUGGAGUGGCCCCUGGAGUGAAAUUUCUGAGGAGUGGCAGCAACUGACUGCAACAGAUCGCAAGAACCUGGGGCUUGUGAUGUCUGAUGAUGGAGAGUUUUGGAUGAGCCUGGAGGAUUUUUGCCGCAACUUUCAUGAACUGAAUGUCUGCCGCAAUGUGAACAACCCUAUUUUUGGCCGCAAGGAGCUGGAGUCAUUGGUGGGAUGCUGGACUGUGGAUGAUGAUCCCCUGAUGAAUCGUUCAGGGGGUUGCUAUAACAACCGUGAUACCUUCCUGCAGAAUCCCCAGUACAUCUUCACUGUGCCUGAGGAUGGCCACAAGGUCAUCAUGUCACUGCAGCAGAAGGACCUGCGUACUUACCGCCGCAUGGGAAGACCUGACAAUUACAUCAUUGGCUUUGAGCUCUUCAAGGUGGAGAUGAACCGUAAAUUCCGCCUCCACCACCUGUACAUCCAGGAGCGCGCUGGUACUUCCACCUAUAUUGACACCCGCACCGUGUUUCUGAGCAAGUACCUGAAGAAGGGCAACUAUGUGCUUGUUCCAACCAUGUUCCAGCACGGCCGCACCAGCGAGUUUCUCCUGAGAAUCUUCUCUGAAGUGCCUGUCCAGCUCAGGGAGCUGACUCUGGACAUGCCCAAAAUGUCCUGCUGGAACCUGGCUCGUGGCUACCCAAAGGUAGUUACUCAGAUCACUGUUCACAGCGCUGAGGGCCUGGAGAAGAAGUACGCCAAUGAAACUGUAAACCCGUAUUUGGUCAUCAAGUGUGGAAAGGAAGAGGUCCGUUCCCCUGUGCAAAAGAAUACCAUCCAUGCCAUUUUUGACACCCAGGCCAUUUUCUACAGAAGGACCACUGACAUCCCUAUCAUUGUGCAGGUCUGGAACAGCCGAAAAUUCUGUGACCAGUUCCUGGGGCAGGUGACUCUGGAUGCUGACCCCAGCGACUGCCGUGAUCUGAAGUCUCUGUACCUGCGCAAGAAGGGUGGCCCGACUGCCAAAGUCAAGCAAGGUCACAUCAGCUUCAAGGUCAUUUCCAGCGAUGAUCUCACUGAGCUCUAAGUCUCUCCCACUCUGGAGAAUACUGACAGAGCUUCCAUACUUUAUUUUUUUUUUCUGUCAGACGCCAGGUCUUAUCUAAGAUUUGUAAUCUUUUGAAAGAAAAAAAUUCACAGUAAUUAACUUUUCCUUUCUUCUGAUAAGUUCCCCAUACCUCCCGAUCCAAGUAGCAUCAGUAGCUACAAACCUAUAUACCUCCAGCAGCUGGACAGGGGGAGAUGACAGUCUUAUCUGGAGAUCAUACUUAUGUUGGCCAAGAAAAGAUCUCUGGGGCUUCCGGGGGUGAGAUUCGAGCAGGUCAUUAACAACAGCCUGGAUACUUCAUAGGUAUUUUUGCUGCUUUCAGGUGCCCAAUAUAUCUUCCCUGUAGGGCAUGUUGAGGAAGGGGGAGGGUUGAUCAAGGCCAAGCUGGUCUAGCCUGACAUCCCAGCUCCUGAGUGAACACUACAGCCUUCCCAGCAGCAUUUUACCCAGCGGCCAGAGCCUGCUUGAACGUCCCCAUGCUUUACCAUCUACCAUCACCCCCACCUCCAUGACCACCCCCACCUCCACCAUCACCACCUCCAGAAAGUGUAGCCCUGCCCUUACCCAAGUCACCCCCCACAGGUAGGUUCCACCUUCAUGUUGAGGAAGCUUCCUAGGUGCUUAAUCAAGGGCUGGAGUUCAGUGUGGCUCGACAAUGGGAAAAGCUUGAGCUCCAGCUCAAAUGGAAGCGAGCUGUGUGCCACAAGAGGGAAAAGUGGAAGAAGCUGCAGUGGGACACAGUCUGUGUCCCUCACCCAUCCACACACACCUACACUCACACGCGCACAUGGGCGUGCACGUACUACCGUUCAGGCAGUCAGCGGGCAAGAGGAAGGACAAAUAAAUACCACACACCCCCAAAGGAUGAGAGACUCCAUCCAGGCAUAGUACAGCCCGUUUGGGGCCCCUGACUGCAAUGUGAAACCUUCUGCUGCUGCUAGGUUUACAAACAAGCCCAUUGUCCUGUGCCUCCUAAUAUUGUUGGUACUGAAUAAUUCUAUCUAGAGGCUUGAGACUUUGGGUCCUGACCCAGGUCCCUCAGGCUUUUCUUUCGUUUGGGAAGCUUCCCUCCCUGGGGGUGUUUGUUUGCCCUCUUGUUUUUUCAGUACUUCUACAGAAUUUUCUCUAGAGUCAGUCAUUCUGAAAUGUCCUUCCCUCCAUCUCAUCUAUUAACAUUCUAUCCCUCCUUCAAGGCCCAGCAUAAAUGCCACCUCCUCCAUGAAGCCUUCCCUGAACUCCCCAGCCCCCACCUCCAACAAUAUUUCAACGCUUCUGCAAUGAUGAAAAGAAACUUAGUUGUAGUACUUAGUUUAGCCCAGGAAUGCAUUCAUUUAAAAAUAUUUUGUAGUGUUUUUUUUUUCUUUAGCUUGCUCAUUUCCUACCAUGUUCUUCAGUCUGUGUAACCUCUGCUGUGCCUUCACCACACUGCCUUACAUAAUCCAAACCACAAUAAAGUUCACAUUCAAUAAAUUGAUUUGUCCUGACUUGA